UCUUGUAUUACGGUUUACGAUCAUUCAUGCUUGUUCUUGAAGUUUUCGAUUCUUAAACCCAUAUCAAGGAAGGAAUCUCACGAUAUACAGUUCAUAGAUUUCACGGAAUGUGGAACUGAAAAUGGCGAGACUAGAACGAUAUUCGUCGAUCAAUGACGCCAACCAAGAGAACGGUGUUGAUCACUCCUAUACAAAUCCUUCCUAUGACAGAUAUUUCGACGACAUAGAAGAACUAGAAAGCAAAUGGAGAACAGAAGAUGGAGAAGUUUUCACAGCGCGCAAAAGACGAUGCACGAAGUUCAACUUUGCAGUAGUCAUUUUUAUCUUGGCCUCGGCAGGAUUAGCGAUUUUCUUGAUAGUCAAAUUUGCAGAUGACAAUUACAAUGUACAGCCAACGCCGCGACCGAGACCCGUGGAACGCAGCACGCAAAUGACGGCACCAACAGUUCCUGCAACAACGACAUCUUUAGAAUCGCCAGUGUCAACAACUUUAUCAAUGACCUCCGAACUCUCGUCAUCAGCUACAACAUCGUCAGUUUCAUCGAUUUCAAAUAUUUUAACUACAACGCCCACAGUGGCACCAUCAACAACAUUUAAAGAUGAGCAAGCUUUUGUUUUUGACGUUACGUUCAGACUCUCAAAUCAAACAUGGACAAAUGAAUACCUUGACCGGAAUAGUGAUGUAUAUAAGAAUUUAUCAGACAACCUGACAGUACAGAUCUUACAAGGUCUAAAUGACACGGAGACUGGUCCAAAUGUCAAGGACAUAUCUAUAAUAAACAUAAGGAAAGGAAGUGUCGUUGUUGAUUUUGCAAUUCAUCUAAGGAAGCCUUCCCUAUCUUCUACAAUACAGUCUGAUCUAAAUACCGCCAUUGCAACUGCGAAAUCCAAUGGACUUCUACCUCUAUUGGCGGAUGUUGACACCGAAAGCAUCCAGAUCUCAUUAUCACAAACAUCCCCGACAUCAACAGAUGUCACCACUCAAAAAGAUAUAACAACAAAAGCAACAACUCAAUCUUCGUCUACAGCUGCACCGGACCCUUCAUCAACAACACUGGAUCAAUAUUCAACUUCAAGAACAACAACUCCAAUUCCAACAUUUACAUCAAUGACUCAACCUACCACAACAUCUUUAAAAACAUCUUCCUCUGCAACAUCAACAAAGACCAAACCCUCCACAUCAUUCAGUUCCUUAACGUCAGCUGUAUCGACAACUAAAAAAGAUACAGCAACACCAUCAACAACAAUGAUAUCACUGACAACUACCAAAAGGAAUAUAUCUACGACAACUUACCCCACAAACACAACCGAAACGCCCCCAGUGACUAACACGACGAAAUCCCCCACUACGUUUAACGCAUCCAAAUCAAUGUCCACGUCUUCUUGGAGCACGACGGGAUCACUAAUGACAAGAACACCAACAGCAUAUCCAUCAUCGACGACUCUGUGGACAGAUAAAUUAAGUACUACAACUUCAGCUUUGACUACUUCAACACCAAUAACAACUUCAGCAGUUAUCAAAAAUAACACUGAUGACGGUGUUGCAUUCGUCGCUUCGAUGACGGUAACUUCCAUUACCUGGAGUGAGGAUUAUCGCAACAGUAACAGUGUGGUUUACAUGGAACUUGUCGGGAACUUCACUAACCAGGUAGAAGACGGAAUACAAAACAGUGUUUUAGGUCCCGCAUUCAGCCAUAUAACGAUUCUUUCAAUUAGACCCGGAAGCGUGGUAUUUGACAUCAGGAUUAAUAUGAAAAGCUCACAGUAUCAAUCUAACGGAGCGAAUAAUACUGUCACGCCCGCUAUUGUUCGCGAUGUUCUAUCAGCAGCCUCCCAGAAUGCAAGGAACAGUGGUAAACAACCAUUGUUGGCAGGUGUUAAUACAACCAGCAUCCACGUCGACAGAGAGUCAGUGACCUCUGCCUCACCUCCAACAAAUCCAUCAAGUAUAAUUUCCACAACAAAGUCACUGCUAACGACAUCGCAUCCGUCCAAUAUGACAGCAAACAAAACUACGACGGCAACACCACCAUCAACGACAUCGCAUCCCUCGAAUAUGACAGCAAACAAAACUACGACGGCAACACCACCAUCAACAUCGCAUCCGUCCAAUAUGACAGCAAACAAAACAACGACGGCAACACCACCAUCAACAUCGCAUCCGUCCAAUAUGACAGAAAACAAAACAACGACGGCAACACCACCAUCAGCGACAUCGCAUCCGUCCAAUAUGACAGCAAACAAAACAACGACGGCAACACCACCAUCAACGACAUCGCAUCCCUCCAAUAUGACAGCAAACAAAACUACGACGGCAACACCACCAUCAACGACAUCGCAUCCCUCCAAUAUGACAGCAAACAAAACAACGACGGCAACACCACCAUCAACAUCGCAUCCGUCCAAUACGACAGCAAACAAAACAACGACGGCAACACCACCAUCAACGACAUCGCAUCCGUCCAAUAUGACAGCAAACAAAACUACGACGGCAACACCACCAUCAACAACAUCGCAUCCGUCCAAUAUGACAGCAAACAAAACAAUGACGGCAACACCACCAUCAACGACAUCGCAUCCGUCCAAUACGACAGCAAACAAAACAACGACGGCAAUACCACCAUCAACGACAUCGCAUCCGUCCAAUAUGACAGCAAACAAAACUACGACGGCAACACCACCAUCAUCGACAUCGCAUCCGUCCAAUAUGACAGCAAACAAAACUACGACGGCAACACCACCAUCAUCGACAUCGCAUCCGUCCAAUGUGACAGCAAACAAAACUACGACGGCAACACCACCAUCAACGACAUCGCAUCCGUCCAAUAUGACAACAAACAAAACAACGACGGCAACACCACCAUCAACGACAUCGCAUCCCUCCAAUAUGACAGCAAACAAAACAACGACGGCAACACCACUGUCAACGACAUCGCAUCCGUCCAAUAUGACAGCAAACAGAACUACGAUGGUAACACCACCAUCAACGACAUCGCAUCCGUCCAAUAUGACAGCAAACAAAACUUCAACAACUUAUCUACCAAAUAUGACAACCAAUAAAAAUUUCACAGCAUUAUCAACCACAUCAAAUCCGUCAAAUAUAACAACAAGCAGAAUUUUUUCGGCAAUAUCGCCGUUAACAACAACACAUACAGAUAUGAUUGCAAACGAAACUUCCACAGCAAACCCACCAGGUCCAUCAACAGUGACCAUGUGGGCAGACAAAUUCAAUACUACAAUCUCUGCCGGUAAUUCUUCAUCGGAAUUGACAAGCCCAAUGCCUUUGAUGAAUUCAACAGACAGCGGAAGCAAUAAUACCAAACAAGUAUUUCCCUGUACCGAUGAAGAUUAUCUCUCGCAAACUUUGGAAAAUUACUGUCUGAAUAUGAGCAAAUUGACGGAGGUAGCACAGGCAUCUGAUGACGUCAAGUGCAGCUUUGUCCUCGCUGCCGCAGAUUGUGUAUUGGAGCGAAUACGUUCGGAGUUUGGUAUUGUCUGUAAAGACGAUCAUAUAAAGGCUGCUGUACUUCAGUUUUCUGAUGAAGUUCAGCUCUUUCUCGGAAUCAAUCCGGAGACAUGUUUUACAACAACCACAACAGCAACAACAAUAGAAAGAACGACAAUAACUGAAAGAGCAACAUCAACAACACAAACAACAACAACAAGACAAAGAACAGCAACAACAGAAUAACAACUAUAACAGAAAGAGCAGAAGCAGCAAGAGAAGUAACAGCAACACUAGCAACAACAGCAACACUAGCAACAACAGCAACACUAGCAACAACAGCAGCAGUGGUAUGAAUGACAAGAAGAAACAGAGGACAUGGAAACCAAUGUAAAACACUUCAUUUGCUGUAUAAGAGGCUAUCCAUGGAAAUAUCAGACAGGAGAAGUUCCGCAUAUCGAAUUUUCAGCUCAGCAUUUUAAAUUCAUCCAUCUAAUGUUUAAAAAAUUAAACACAACAUUGAUUUUCAACACCUGUGCCAUUGAGACGGGUUCGAUCGCCGUUGCCAGAUAGCUCCGUUGGUACACACAUGUCCAGAGAUAUGGGGAGGGGUGGUGGGUUCGAAUCUCAGUCAGGUACAUUGUCCCCUUCUUGUUACACUCCAUUAAGGUGUUGGCUUUGAUACUUUAAACAUGUUAUAUAUUACGGUGGCUUUAAUUUUACUAUGUUGCUAUUUGAAAAAUUGGCCCGAACUUGUUGGCUGACAAUAAACGUAUAUACCUACUCCGGUGAGUAGAAUAAGUUUUAAUCACUGUCUGCAUAGGACAAAGAAGUACAUGAUUUUAUCUACGGCCGGGGAAUAACUCUGAAAUAUUUUUGUACAUGAUAAAUCACGAAUUAUCAUUCCUGUGCAUUAAUCUCUGUUACACAAAUAAACGCAAUAUUGCAACGCAGGUGGAAAACGAAAGUAAAUCAUGAGGUGAGAAGUAAGUUACAGGGUGUAUUUGUUUUAAUUGAUUUGAACAUAUUUUAUUGUCUGGAUGUUAUAACAAAAGGAUUAAGCACAAGUUCUUAAAACUUAGAACACCCUCUCCUAAUUAAAUUGUUUUAAUUGAUCUUCCAGUACUAUGUUUAUUGAUAAAUAAUUCCAUUACCUAAUCUACUCUAUAAAUUAAUACAUUUUUUUUCUGUUUUCCAACUUUAAUCAGUAGAGAAAGGUACACAAAAUGAGCAGGGGUGAAACAGUUCAUCUCGUGACCUACUAUUACCCGAUCACGUGACGAAUUGUUUCCCAGUCACGUGAGAAACUAUUGAUUAGGUAAUAAAACAAAUAUUUCAUGGCUACUAUGGAAACAGUCAUUUCUAUUGUCCUGAGGUCGGGGCAAGACCCGGGAAACUUGUCACAGGCCCUAGGAAAUUAAAAGAGUAAGUAAUCCUAAUACUGUGAUUAGUAUUGGACACGUAUACAGCACUCCAUGAAAGUAAUUUUAUCAGUAGUGGAUUUGGGGGGUGUUAUGGGAGUUGCAAACUUCUCCCUUUCAUUUGAUUUAACACUUUAAGCAAAAAUGUCAGUUUUCCCUAUUUUUGGGUCUUCAGUCUCUUCUUUUGGGGCAUUCAUAAUUCUUAUUGCUAAAAUACAUAACAAUCAAGCUAGGAAUGGAAUCUUGCAUGUCAAAAACCACCUAUACUAUAGGCAGGGCCGGAUUUUCACUGGACAUUCUCUCGAUAUGCUGUGCCUUAUAUUGAAUCUUGAGAACGCACUCUCACUUUUAUUUUAUUUACCACUUAAAUUGUACAUAUUACUAUAAUACACAUCGAAACAAAAGAAAAAAGCUUUUUGAGACACUAUGAUCUUAAGUAGCAGCUUGUAACUUUGUCCUCGACAUACGUCUCUCAGCCUGACUAAAAAGUUGGCUACAAGAAUCACAAAACCGAUUGAGUAUACUCGACUAGUUUAUUCACUUCUUCAGGGAUGUAAUGAAUAUUAUAGUAGAGUAUACUCGACUAGUUUAUUCACUUCUUCAGGGGUGUAAUGAAUAUUAUAGUAGAGUAUACUCGACUAGUUUAUUCACUUCUUCAGGGGUGUAAUGGAUAUUCUAGUAGAGAAUACUCAAUUGGGUUUUUGAUAUUUUUAUUAUACUAAGUAUUACUUGUGUAGAUUUUUCUAUACUAUAUCUGGAUUAUAGUUAUAUCAUAUUGUGCUUUGGAAAAAUCUUACACUUUUAAUUGAGUAAGUAUAUGAAAGUAUUUUGUUGAAUACAUUGUAUAAUUCAUGUAAUCGUAAUCUAGUUUAUAUGAUUUGUUUUUUUAAAAAGAAGAAUUUUGUGUUCUUGUUUUACGUUUUGAAAUACCGGUGACAGUCUAUAUCUACCCUAUAUGUUAUUAGUUUUGUCAAACUUUGCAUGUAUGCAUAUGUUUAUUGUUUUCAUAUAUUUUAAAACUUAUAAAAUCUAAUAUAUUCGGUUCAAUAAGCGUUAUUUGAAUUGAAUUUUAUCGUAUCUUAAUUCACGUAUUUUUAUUAAAAGUGAAAACAGUCGCAUCUUAUUCCAUGUUUCUUUGUUUAUUGGUUUUGUAAGCCUUACCCAAGAAGUGUUAUCAUGCCAUGAAUAAAAAGAAAUCCAGCCAUUUUAUAUCCGAUA
This is a messenger RNA of Ostrea edulis (European flat oyster), 6084 nucleotides long. RefSeq names its product mucin-2-like. Lineage: Eukaryota; Metazoa; Mollusca; Bivalvia; Ostreida; Ostreidae. The coding region runs from base 122 to 3691 and encodes 1189 amino acids. The transcript has 16 exons. The record is from RefSeq and is a predicted model, not a curated record.